Octodon degus (degu) is the source of this 1552-nucleotide messenger RNA. RefSeq lists its product as uncharacterized. Lineage: Eukaryota; Metazoa; Chordata; Mammalia; Rodentia; Octodontidae. The coding region runs from base 24 to 803 and encodes 259 amino acids. The record is from RefSeq and is a predicted model, not a curated record. The transcript is spliced from 3 exons.
UUAAUUACUAGUAGUACUAAUGUAUGGUAUUAGGGAAUUUAAAAACUCUACAAGUGGUGGACCUGUGCCUGCCUUCCGGGGCCAGAAGUCUGAUGUCUUACACGUGGAGCACUCCCUACCACAGGUGCCAGUACACACAGCUUCCUGUGGCUGAUGCAGGCACACACUAUCAGAGAGAGAAAGGAGCCCAGAGAGAGCCCAGCAAGAAGAGGCCUGAACACUUUUCGUACCAGUUCUUGGAUGGAGAUAAGCCUUGCGUAGUCCAAGGAGGACAGCACCACAGAAAGUUACUACUUCUUGCUCCAUCAGACUUUUCCAUCUAUUUCCAUCCUCUCAGCCACACACCCAGAAGCAAGCCAGAAAGCCCAUCCACCCUAAAGCCCGGGUUCAUUGUUGUUCCUGCUCUGUUCUCAAGCCAUGGGGUAUUUGACCUGCCUUACACCACUAGUGACCUGGCUGUCAUAGCUCCACAGGAAAUUGCAGUCGGAGCAGGAAGGCAAGGCAGGACUGGAUGCCAGCUGGGAGGAAGAGGAGAGAUGACUGCCUGCCCCUGUCCUGCCAUGCUACUCUCCACACUGGGGACCCAGCAUGCCCAAAGGACUCCCCGCACCUGCUGCCCAACCCACACCCAUCUGGGACCUCCUUUGAGUCCUGACUCCCUUUCCAGGCUGCCCUCCUACUCCUACUUCCUCUGGGCAGCCUCAAGAAGCUCUAAGACUCUGACUGCCUUCCAGCUUGGAGAAGGAGAGUCCUUUCCUGUCAGAAUCCCUGUCUGUCCUGGUGAUGGCUUUUGGCUGAGUUGAGUGCAAUGGAACUCUGACCACCACUGUUCCAGCAAGCUGCAACAGUCUCUGCCUCUGGGAGGGGGCUGGGACUUUCUCAGAGGGUGAGAGCCAGCUCUUAAAAUUUCCCCCAGGACCAGGACCUGGCUUUAACAUGGCCACACCCAAAUGUAGGCUCUCCAUGGGUGCCUUGAAGGCAAGGACUGCCCCUCCUGUGACACAGGUGUUCCCAGGCAGACUUUCUUCUAGCAGAGAUGGUGCAGCAAGCAUGGGGGCGGGGGUGGGGGAGCUUGAACACUGUCCUCAUGGAAACUUGAAGCUGGGAGCCAGUGGAUACAGGAUCUGCCACCUGGGUGGGUGACAAAUGACCCUUGCAGCACAUCACAACUUCCAAAGUGUCCUGUGCAUUUUUAAAUAAGUCUUAGCCAUGCAAAAAUUGUACUACACUUUAAUAAAACAUUUUUUUUGCAUUUUACUUUUAUAAUAUUUGGGGUUUUAUAGAUUUUUAUUUUAUUGCCAAGUCUACUUUUGUAAGUACAUGUUGAAGUCUUGAGUGUUUUUAUCCUCUUAGGAAACUGUAGUUAAUGUCAACUGUAAGCACUGAUAAAUAUUAUCCAUGUGCAAUUUUUUCUUCCUUUCAAUUGGGACUUUUAAAGAAACUGUUUUGGCAUCAUGUUUUAUUUAAAAUGCCACUUCAUUUUACACAUUGAAGAUUCUGAAAAAAAGAUGCAUUUAAAAUCUCUGUGCUGUUACACUGUGGAAAUGGUAAU